Molecule: messenger RNA, 698 nt
Organism: Drosophila navojoa
Lineage: Eukaryota; Metazoa; Arthropoda; Insecta; Diptera; Drosophilidae
Gene: ORMDL
Product: sphingolipid biosynthesis regulator orosomucoid 1-like
Cellular component (GO): endoplasmic reticulum membrane
Source: RefSeq, a predicted model, not a curated record
GCGUUCAUCUCUAUUGUAUAAAACAAUUACCAAAACUCGCAGAGACUUAAGUGCAACUCCCUACAAAAAUGACGUCUAUUGCCGGCGGACAUGGCGAAACAAAUCCAAACAGCUCUUGGCUAAGUGCCCGUGGUUUCUGGCUUGCUUAUUUUCUUGGAUUGCUCUUUGUGCAUUUGCUGCUCUUAUCAGUGCCCUUUGUUACAAUUUCUGCCGCCUGGACCGCAACUAAUUUGCUGCACAACGUAGCACACUUGUAUUUUCUACAUAUAGUCAAAGGAGCUCCUUGGCUAAGUAUCGAGAAUGACGCCAGUCGGCAAUGGACACACUGGGAGCAAAUAGAUGAUGGCGUUCAAUUAACUCCAACUCGAAAAUUUCUAACUGCUGUGCCAAUUGUUCUAUUCCUUUUGACAUGUCUGUACACCCGUAACAGCACUGAGCAUUUCAUUGCAAAUUUUAUAUCCUUGGUUGUUGUCACGCUGCCAAAGUUGCCGCAGUUCCAUGGUGUUCGAUUGUUUAAUAUUAAUAAGUACUAAAAUGCAGUCGCAUAUAUGAAUGUAAAUAAUUUCUGCCAGGCAGGUGGGCUUAUCGUUCAAUGAGUUCAAUGUAUAUACUAUUUAUAGAUAAUAGACUAAGCAGGUAGCUGGCAUUUAACUGGCUGUUGGAUUUGUGUAAAUAUACUUCUGUUUACCACUGACUAA